CAUAUUACUUGAAGCUGGCCCUCCUCCCCCAAAGCUUGAGCCGGACUUCCUGUGAAACAUAACAAGCCGUUCGUUAUGUUGUCAAUGUCUCAUGCAGACGAGGUUUCAAAUCCGCAACUUCUUUCCGUUGAACAUGCUCUUCGUCGAAAGGUUCGAAGUGCUUUAUAUAUCCAAGAGUCACAUUACUUCAGAGAACAAGAUCCUCAAGAGCAAAUCUACCAGUCGGCUAAAGCUACUUCGAAGCAAGCUCCGAUCAAGAUCAGAUCUCGCAAAACACGUUCGGGUUUUACGAAUUGAUGCCGAUGUAAUGGAAUUCUACCAUCGCGCCUCACUCAAUGAUAAGACUCAUAUCAUCGACGCAUUCGCAUCGUUAGUAAUGGCUUGUCCGAAUCUAAAUAGACUGGAAGGCUUCUACCUCGAAUACGACCAAACCUUCGAUCGCCUUUCUCAAGCUCUCGCGAGCAGAUCCCAACUCACCGAAAGAAUUUGGCGCCUCUCCGCUCCAGCACCUUCUAUCCGACGAGUCGACGACAAUUUCCUCAACCACAGCGAUCUAUGGAGCGCCUCUUUGACGUCGCUAGUGUUACAAGGGCCCGGAACGGAAGGUUGUGUCGACUACAGGGCCUUUGUAGGCACCUUCCGUAAACUGCCAAGGCUCAAGCGACUCGUGAUCGCGAAUUUUGCUGCUCAGGACUUUCAUGACCGUACAAUGGCCGCUUUACCCGCAGUCACUUCGCUUCGUCUAGAGAGGCUUCCCGGGGUCUCGGACAAGGGAGUCGCCCGAUUUGCGGGCUCGGCGGCUGCAAAAGCUGUGAGGAACCUGACGCUUAUCAAUCUGGAUAUAAAGAAUAUAGGAACCGUGAGCGACGUGCUUGAGCGACUGGACUUGAAGCGCUUCUCGUUACAGCAGGACCCUCCGCCGGCUUGUCCUCUUGAUCCUGCGAUUGAAGUCCUGUUACUCGGCUCUCCGACUCUGGAAUAUCUGCACUGGGAUGUUCUCACCCUGAGUCCAACGCAUGACUUUCUUUUCGACUCGAUAGCAGCAGGGAACUUUCCUAGUCUCCACCAAAUCAGAUGUAUAAAUGACCACAACGGUCUUCUUCAAAGCGUCUGCCGCCCCGCUGCCCAAGCGAUACUCAAUUCUGACGACCACCUGAUCCACCGCACGUCAAAGCGCACAUCUGCAAUAGCAGGUUUACGCUCUUUAAUGACAGUACGCCGAACAGCGCAAGAUCGUAUCGAUGAGGCUCGCUCUCGACCAGUAGCGAAAAUCAUUGUCGAGGAAGACGGCAGAGUUCAAAGCAUUCACGAGAUCGGCGGUUUCAUAGGACAAAUAGGCUCAGCCAUCGACUUCAUGCUGGAACCUGACAUUGAAGGCAGCGACACGGCACUAGCACAAGUGGACGAUAUCUUCGAAGGGUACGGAAAAGGUGGAUUGAUCAAAGCGCCUGUGUGUGGAGGAGGCGUCAAGCAAGAAUGGUCUCAUAAGGCCAGGUUCCUUUGUGUUCAGGUUGAUACCAAUUCGUUGUUUUGAGGGUUAUUGAGGAGCAAGGGUGCUGAGAUAGGUCAGGAUAUGAAUCAAGCGAACACAGUACUAUGAGCAUAACAAAUGUAGCAUUUUACGUUGCAUAUCUAUUCGCGUAUGCUUGAUACCAAAUCUUCUCGAAGGCCUUUAGACCUGUCACAGGUAUUUUUGUCUUUUAAUCAGCCAAUUCUGGUUAGGCUUGAGAUGCUAAAUACGGGGAUCCGAUUUAGAUCA
Messenger RNA from Pseudovirgaria hyperparasitica, 1759 nucleotides. RefSeq lists its product as uncharacterized. The transcript has 3 exons. The record is from RefSeq and is a predicted model, not a curated record. The coding region runs from base 92 to 1534 and encodes 480 amino acids. NCBI's taxonomy places the organism in Eukaryota, Fungi, Ascomycota, Dothideomycetes, Acrospermales, Acrospermaceae.